Molecule: messenger RNA, 1371 nt
Organism: Ascochyta rabiei
Lineage: Eukaryota; Fungi; Ascomycota; Dothideomycetes; Pleosporales; Didymellaceae
Exons: 2
Coding region: 1-1371 (456 amino acids)
Source: RefSeq, a predicted model, not a curated record
AUGUCACGCUAUCAAUUUCGACGGCUUUCGCCUAUUCAAGUUCCAGCCACUCGUUCAAAGCGACAAGAGGCCGGUCUUGGUGCCGUUGGUCCUGGGAGUGAGGGGGAAGGCCUGGAAAGCCCGGACUCACCUGACAGUAGUCCUUCCACAACUGGCGCUCCAUCUGGUGAUAAAUCAGGAUCUGAUGAUGAUGAUGGCGCGCUACCAUCACCAAAGGAGAGCGUUACAUCAAUCAUCACCAUGCCAAACUUAUCGACAUCAAAAGCAAGCUCUAGUUCGACAUCACUGCCAUCCACAUCGAGCUCCGGCCCAGCAUCCACUAUAUCUAGUCGACAGUCUGUCACGUCAAUACCAUCAUCAACAAGUACGCUGAGGUCAAAUUCUUCUCCAUCAUUUGCACCGACACCCACAUCACAAGGCAUCGGCGCCAUAUCACCCCCUGGAGCUUACCCCACAUCAGUGUUGAUUGUCACUUCAACAAUAUUGAGCUCUACCACCUUGCCCACCUCUUCCGCGUCUUCCACGUUCAUAUACUCUAGCAAAACACAGGGUUUUUCGGGUAAAGUCGCUCGACCAACACAACCACUCACUGCCACAAUCUCGUUGCUGCCACCAUCACCUCCAGAUUUUACUGGAAGUCCUGCAGAAGAUAACGAUUCGCCAAUAAGGAAACGGCCUGAGCAUACAUUGAUGAGUAAAGGUGCCGAAGCUGCCGCUGUCACUCUGAGUAUAAUUGGCGCUAUAGCACUUGUAGUGGGCAUUAUUUUAUAUUGUAGAAGACGUAGACGUCGACGAGAUGAAAAGCUCGAAGCUGAAUUGGAGCGCGACGCCGCCAACUAUGCCGCCAUCCGCGCCUCAGAAACAGCACAUGUCAACAACGCCAUUGCACCCUUCGCAGCAAAUGGGCCGCACAUGACCCAAUCCACAAACCGGAGCAACACUUUGUUCGGUCCAGGCUCCUACGCCCGGCCAGAAACAGUCUCCUCCACCCUCGAUCGAUCACACAUCGCUAUGCCUCAACCCACACCGAAUCCUUUCGCAGACCCUCCUCUCAAUAAAGCGUAUGAUGUGCUCGCUGGGAGACCACGAUCAACAACCCUCACAGAUCGUGGAAGCUGGGUUAAAAACCCGUUCAAAGAUCCCGAAAGUGAGCGUUUCGAUCCGUUUGGCGAACUCCAGGCCAAAGCGCGGCGGGAGCGAGUCAAGCUGGUUGAGAUCGCACGGAGAGAGGCAGAGUUGGAGCGGCAGUUCGAGGAAAAGGAGAAAAUGGGUUUGAUCCCACCACAGCGGGCGUUGGAUAGAAAGGGCAGUGGGGUUACCUUGAAGGGGCUAGGGGUGUUAGAUCGGAGUGAUAGGGGUGCCUACAGGUAG